AACUCCGCUACACCACUGAUCUCUAUUACACACAGAAGAAGUAUUGUUAUCACUUUCCCUACAUUUCUCCUGUACUUACACUUUUAAUCAACUAAGGAGACUCCGUCGGAUAAAUUCAAACAAUGUCUAAUGACAAGAAUCCUCUAAAUCAGCUCAGGGACCUGGUGGAGCUGAAAGAUCAGCUGGAGGACAUCCAGAAACGGGUGGAGGAAGAAAUUCAAGUUGGGAUUCCUCCAGGAGGCAGCCUGCUCGCUUCUCCUUUCUUGAAGGGUUUCCUGGCUGGUUAUGUGGUCGCCAGGCUCCGCUCUUCGGCACUGAUGGGUGUUGCAGUAGGAACAUGCACAGGGAUAUACGCAGCGCAAAACUACGCUGUUCCAAAUAUUGAAAACACAAUCAAGGAGUACAUUCAGAACCUGAAGGCAGGAAGAAAAUGAGAAAAGGGUAGCAAAAUAGAGGAUGAUUACAACAUCAAGAUGGCUCCUGUAAAGCUAUACGCAUGGAAUGGACAUGCACUUGAUCGCUAUUUUGUGAUGGGAUUAUUUUCAACCAUGCUGUAUGCAGGGUGGUCGAUUUUUAUAACAUUCAGGAAAAUUGGGGAUAGAAAUGUAAACAUUUGUAGUAGAAUGAUGAGAUUUAAAACAGAUGCAGAACAGUAUAAAAAUGUGUAAAUUAA
This is a messenger RNA of Cyprinodon tularosa, 673 nucleotides long. Its product is annotated as SLC35A4 upstream open reading frame protein-like. The transcript has 3 exons. NCBI's taxonomy places the organism in Eukaryota, Metazoa, Chordata, Actinopteri, Cyprinodontiformes, Cyprinodontidae. The record is from RefSeq and is a predicted model, not a curated record. The coding region runs from base 123 to 434 and encodes 103 amino acids.